AUGAAGCUUUUACAUUUAUUGAUAUUUUUCAAACUAUUCGCAUUAUUCCAUACACAACAUUCGAUAUAUCAUUCCGAUCAAGUUGGAUUAUUUAAUUUUGGAUUCGAUUGCCUUUAUGCUUAUUCAACAGAUAGUGAAAAAUAUGACGAUACUACUAACCGUAUAACUUAUCAUUUGAUUCCCUACUGUCGACGGCCAGCAGACAAUGAAGAAUUAAUCGAACAAGACUCAUUUAUUCCACUUAGUAACGUUUUCAAUAACAUUACAUUUGAAAAAUUAUAUGAAAACAAUGUGACAAUUGACCAAUUAUUCAAUUGGUCAGCACCCAUUGAUCUAAUUGAACAUUAUGUCAUGAAUCAUGCAGAUCCGACGGCAAUUUUCUAUAAUUGUUCAUUACCAUGGUUUGGUUCAAGAUGUCAAUAUAGGUUUGAUAAAGAAUUAUCCUCGUCAUUUCAUGACAUUGCUCGAUUGAAUUUUAUGGCACGCUCACAUAUUUAUGACGAACUACCCGAUUUCAACAUUGGUACAUGCUAUCCGUUCUUAUCUAAUUGCUAUCUUGAAUAUAAAUUUAUGUGUCUUGAUUGGCGAGAGAUCUGUGAUGGAAAAGUUGAUUGUACUAAUGGAGAAGACGAACAAUAUUGUGAAAGACUAGCAACGAACGAAUGUUCCAAUGAUAGUUAUCGUUGUCAAUAUAGUGGUGAAUGUAUACCGUUAAUAUUUCUACGAGAUGAACGUAAUAAUGCCGAGUGUCUGGAUGGGACUGAUGAAACAGAACUUUAUGCAAGUAAGAGUGAUCUUUUCGGACAUUAUUGCUAUACGGUUCCAACAUUCCGAUGUGAGGAACGUAGUAGCCGAUUUCAACCUUCUUUGCAAUGCGGCGACGGUCAAUUUAUUCCUUUUCAUUUACUCGAUUCAUUUCAGGAUGCCAUGUGUAAUAACGGUCGACAUAUACUAUUAUUUCUAUCGGCAAAAAAUGACUAUUUAAAUAUUCCACAUGAAACUCUAAAUGAACUUCGCAAAUCUACACUAGAUGCAUCUACAGUCAUUCUCAAUCAAACAUUAAGCAAGACCCAGUCAAGAUUUUCAAUGAUAUUGUGCGAGUCUAUUGAUCACAAAUGUCUAUCAAAAUGGUAUUUUAAAGUUGAAGUACCUAAAAUCCAUCUUAUGUUUUAUUUCAUCUAUCUACCUAAUCGAUUGUUUGACGAUUUUUAUUAUGUUGACGAACCAGAUUUUAUUUGCUAUCGCACAGAAACUUGUCCUGGGUUUAUCAAAUAUGCUACUGACAUUGGAUUAGACACCGAACUCACUUGUUGUCAUCCUCAUCAAAUAUUGAAUAAUUCGCUGACUAAUACAAACCAACUAGACGAAGCUUUGAACGAACUACCUUUUCGUUGUGCAACAACUGGAAACGAACGAGCAUGUUCUCAUUCAUCUCUCUUCCAUUGUCCAAUGUCAAUGAAAUGCAUAUCAAAACAUCGUCUCGUUGAUGGUUUAUCUGAUUGUUAUUAUAAUGAAGAUGAAACAUUUCCUUCUUGUCAAUUGAAUGACUCGCAACGAUUUACCUGUACAUCUGAACCAAAUAAAUGUUUAUCAUCAAUAGCAUUAUUUAAUGGCAGAAAUGAAUGUAAAGAUAAAGAAGAUGAAAUGAAUGAAUAUGACCGAAAUAUUUUCAAUGGAUAUCUAUCAAUGGGCAUCAUAUGUGAUCGAAAAAAACAUCCAUUAUUAUUGAGAAGAAACGAAACCGAUGAAACCAAUUGCGAACAUUGGCCAUGUAAUAAUCCUUAUACUCGAUGCGAUGGUAUUCAAAACUGUCCUGACAUAUCUGAUGAACAGAAUUGUCCUCGACUAUACUAUACACUACAAGAUGGUGCUUGUUUCAAAACAGCAAUAACAAAUUUAUUCUGUGAGCCUGUAAUGCAUUUAAUAGAACAAAAAUUCAACGCUAAGAUGGUUCCUGUUGAAUAUAAUAAUUCUCUUCAUGAUAUAAUUAAUGUUAGUCGUGAAGAAUAUUGUACUUCACAUCCGAAAUGUCACACUUUACGCACAGCAUGUAAAUAUAUCACAGUAGAUACAGCACAUAUCAAUAUUUGUAGCGUAUCCAGUAUCGCUUACUGUUUUUGGGAAUAUUCAUUUUGGAAAGCAAUGUUACGAGCAAAUAUUUGUCCGCUCGAUCUCGGCGAUAUGAAUGAUGAGAUCCAAACGGAGUCUUUUUUCACACCAUCACAAAUAGGUAAUUUUCCAUUAGUAUCGAUAGCAACAACAUCGUCAAAUAAAACUACUCCAGAAGCGACGAAAUCAACAAUCGUUCCAACAAUAUUUGACAAACUAAAUAAUUGGUAUUGUAAUCGAGGAAUUCUUGUUCGAUUCAAUCAUAGCCAAUCGACAAAGUGUUUAUGUCCACCAAGCUACUUUGGUUCACGAUGUCAAUGGCAAAAUCAACGAAUUAGUUUAACAUUACAACUAGAAUAUCGAACAGAUGCUUUUAUCAACAUUGUUUUUCAACUUAUUAUUAUGCUUCUCGAUGAGCAACGACAAAUAACAACAUAUCAUGAACAAAUAACUUACAUACCAAAACAAGAUUGUGGCAGAAAAUAUAAUAUCUAUUUGCUUUAUCCAACGAAACCAAAAAAUCUUUCUGCAAAUUAUUCUAUACAUAUUGAUGUGUUCAAUAAAAUAUCUUUGACAUAUUUAGCCAGUUGGCAUUUACCUAUUUCAUUUCAAUUUCUUCCUGUUAAUCGAAUAGCACGUCAUUUAUUCAUACCAAGUACACCAAUGAUUUCCAAAAUAUGUUCUUUAUCUUGCGGUCAACAUGGUCGCUGUGUUGAAUAUAUUAAUGGAAAUUUCUCAUAUUUUUGUCAAUGCAAACAAGGAUAUUCUGGUUUAUUUUGUGAGAGGAAAUAUAAUUGUUCUUGUUCAUCCGAUUCGCUUUGUCUUUCAUCAUCAAUUUGUGUCUGUCCAAUGAAUAAAUUUGGUUCGAAAUGUUAUCUAACUCGUUCGAUAUGUCAACCAAAUCCUUGUCAAAAUCACGGUCGUUGUGUACCUAUUGAUGAUCGAAUUGGAUUAAAACAAUUUAUUUGUUUAUGUCAAGAAAACUCCUACGGAUCAACAUGUGAAUUUAACAAAAAUCGAAUUGACAUUCAAUUUGAUAAUGAGAAAAUGAAUCUUCUGCCAUUUGUCUAUGUUCAUUUCAUUACAGGAUUAGUAACUCAACGUCAUCAACAAACAAGCGUGUUGAAAAAGAUCAAUAUUGGACAAAGUCUAAUUACAAUUCAUAUCAGUUAUUCAUUUCAUCUUGUAUUCAUUGAAUUAGUUGAUCGUACAUAUUAUUUACUAAUUUUAAGAGAAAAAUCUCUCGAUUCUGAACAUAUCCGAACAAAUAUUUUAACAAAUUAUCGAUGUUUAAGUCUCAUUCAAUUAACCAAUACAAGUUUUGCAAAUGAUUUCUUUCUUCAUCGUGUUAAAUUGUAUCCAUUGUUAUGUCGACAAAGCGAAGAUCUCAAAUGUUUCUAUGAUGAAAAGCAUAUGUGUAUCUGUGAUACAAAUCGUUUUUCCAAUUGUUUUACAUUUAAUACAUCAUUGUCACAUGAUUGUCGAGGAGAAAAUAUUUGUCAACAUGGUGGACAAUGUUUUCAAGAUAAUCCCAAAUGUCCUGUCCAAUCAGUUUGUUCAUGUCAAGAAUGUUAUUAUGGAACAAAAUGUCAAUUUUCGACGAAACGUUUUGUUUUUUCACUUGAUUCUAUUCUUGGUUAUCAUAUUCAACCAAAUUUAUCAAUGAGUCAACAAUUAUUUAUUAUUAAAAUAUGUAUUUUAAUCACAACAAUCAUGUUUGCUUUGGGAUUAGCAAAUGGUUUGUUAUCCGUUGGAACAUUUCGUCUUGAAAAAAUCAAUCAGACGGGGUGUAGUAUGUAUCUUUUAGUUUCAUCAUGGAAUUCUUUAGUUUUAACUAUAGUCUUUUAUCUGAAAUUUUGGCAUCUACUUUUAUCACAAAUGUCGAUGAUAACAAAUGAAUUCUAUUUGAAAAUCAAUUGUGUAAUGUUAGAUAUGUUGAUUAAUGUUCUGAUUUCAACUAAUGAUUGGCUUUAUGGAUGUGUUGCUAUUGAACGGUUAUUAACUGUUUCACAAGGUGUUAAAUUUGAUCAAAAUAAAAGUAAAAGAUUUGCAAAAUGGAUUAGUUUAUGUAUAUUUCUAAUGGCAAUCUUGACACAUAUUCAAGAUCCUAUUCAUCGUCAAUUGAUCGAUGAUAUCGAUGUUGAUCAACGACGAACAUGGUGUAUUGCAGAAUAUUCUUCUGCUUUAAAUGUAUUCAAUAUUUGUAUUAUUCUUUUUCAUUUUCUUGUUCCUUUUUUGAUUAAUUUAAUCUCAACAAUUAUGAUUAUUUUACUAAUGGCUCGUUCACGUUCAACAAUUCAAAAUUUAACAACGUUCAACGAUCAUUUAAAACAACAAUUUCACAAAUAUAAACAUCAUUUAAUUACACUAUGUCUCUUAUUAAUUUUAACUUUACCACGUCUUAUCGUUUCGUUUAUUAGUCGAUGUAUGAAAUCAGNGAGAUCAGUAGUUGAUCUACACGGUAUUGGAGACCUCGAGGCUUUGUAG
Molecule: messenger RNA, 4596 nt
Organism: Adineta ricciae
Lineage: Eukaryota; Metazoa; Rotifera; Eurotatoria; Adinetida; Adinetidae
Source: the annotation of a GenBank genome assembly